This is a messenger RNA of Angiostrongylus costaricensis, 351 nucleotides long. The record is from the annotation of a GenBank genome assembly. NCBI's taxonomy places the organism in Eukaryota, Metazoa, Nematoda, Chromadorea, Rhabditida, Metastrongylidae.
AUGAGGACGGAUGAUUGUGACAUGAUGGACCUACCUGUGUCUGGUGUUGACGAGAUUGAAGCGGAGCUGCUACCUUCAGCUGCAUUGCUCCGUGAACAGUGUAAUGAGGAAUUGUCUUCGUCUCGCUAUAUACGGACUAAACACGACACUACAAUGGAGCAUUUGGCUGAAUUAAUCCAUCUACGCGUAAUGGAAGAAGUUCAGUCUAAUCAAUCUGAUUUUGAUGCCGAUCCUGUACCGUCCCUCUCCCUCAACAUUUCUACGUUUUUAGUCGCAAUAACGAUCAUCAUAUUCGGAAAAUUUUUUGCACGAAACAAUGCUAACAGCACAAAGUGCAAUAACUCGAGAUGA